AUUGGAUGUUGCGGAAUGCAGUAUACCGCUCUACACUGGGCAGCGAAGCACGGAAACGAGGAUGUGGUUAAACUAAUUGCCGGCACCUACAAGGCGGAUGUGAAUGCGAGAACGAACGGGGGAUACACUCCUCUCCAUUUGGCCACCCAGUUUGGUAGGGAUAACAUCUUUGAAUUACUUUGGAAUGUUUACAAGGCCAAUCGGGACAUCAUGGACUGGAGCGGCAACAAGCCACUGGACUACAGUCGCCAGCGGUCGAGCGUCUCGGCCUCGACGUGCAGCAAAAUCAAGGCUCGCAAAAAGCAUGCAAUCGAAAAAGAUUUGGGCUUCCUACGGAUUGGUUCUCUGAAUGUCCGGGUAAAGAAGACCACCGAGGCGUUCAGCAACUUCUUGGGAGUGGGCAAUGGCAGUGGGGUGGCGCCGACGGGCUAUGGCAAUGGCGGGUCGGCGGGAGCAGCAAAUCGCCAUCACCCUCGAUCUCACCGAGCCCCUCAUCAGCGUCAUCAUCACCACGUUGGUACGACACGGAGUCGCCAUCCGAAUCAGAGGGCAGCGAUGAGCACACCCUAUGCCACGAACGGCGGCCUUCCGUCAAGGGCGAGUGUGCCCAAUAGCCGGAACAUCUACGAUGGAGUGCACAAGUCGUGGGGAUCGGCGGACAACAUACCGCAUCGAUCGGAGGACCUAAUGCCGCCGCCCAAGGCGGUGGAGUAUAUCAGCAAGCGGAAUAAGUCCUCGAAGCGUUCGUCCUAUGCAUCGAACACCACCGAUUCGCCGCGUGAUUCCAUCUGCUCCUCGAACUCCAGCUCGAAUCUGAAUGGCGGAUAUAGCAGCAUGCCCACGACACCGAAUCAGUUGCGUGCUCCCAAGGGCAUCGCCGCAUCCUUCGCCGUGGACUCCGACUCGGACUCCGCCUGCGGCUUCGACUCCAGCUGGUCGGUCAACUGUCGCGGUUCCUCGAACAGCAAUCGCUCGCAAUCCUAAUUACCUGAAUAUUGUUGUUAGCCCAGCCUGAAUGUCUACAUACCAUGCAACUUUUAACAUUGA
This is a messenger RNA of Drosophila sechellia, 1047 nucleotides long. RefSeq lists its product as uncharacterized. Lineage: Eukaryota; Metazoa; Arthropoda; Insecta; Diptera; Drosophilidae. The coding region runs from base 16 to 984 and encodes 322 amino acids. The transcript is spliced from 7 exons. The record is from RefSeq and is a predicted model, not a curated record. Gene Ontology annotation, molecular function: protein binding.